AAAACGCGGUAAACCUGUCACUUCCACUUGGAAAUAACCUUCACAGCGGGUGGGGCCACCACGUGAAUAAUUUUUACUCUAAAACACCUUGGGAUUCUUUCUCUCUUCACACACUCUCACUAUUCUGUGUGUCUCCGUCUUUCCAAGUCUCCACAACAUAAGUCAUCACAAUCUCAAACAUCAACUUUUAUUCACUCUUUCACUCUUCUUCUUCCUUUCUUUUCUUUAUUUCAAUCAAUUAAAACGAUUCAUAUUCAUUUUCCCAUCUUACGUCCCAUCAUUCAUUUCCUUCCUUCUCCCCUUUCUUUCUCUCUCUCUCUCUCUCUCUCUUUCCUUUUCAAUUUCAACUCCUACGCUCCAAAAAAAGACCAAAAACAAUACCCUUUCUCUCUCUCUCUCUCUCUCUCUCUUUUGAGUUUUGAGCUACACCGAAGGUUGAAGAAGAAGAAGGAAAACAAAAAAAAAAAAGAAAAAAAAAAGAGAAAAUUAACCCAUCCUUGCCUUCCUGAAAUCAAAGUAUUAAUAGUAGUCCCCCGUUCUCCUGCACAGAAACCAAACAGUGAAAAAUAAGACUACUGUUUUUUGGUGACCCCUUCUUGACUCAGACUCUACAGUGUUUUUAAUUUGGCGAAGAUCUUUUUACUAAAAAAAGAAGGAAACUCCGAUUUCCUUAUGUCCCUUGUAUUAUUAUUACUACUCCUACUAUUUCCAUACACAAUCACUAGUACUACUAGUAGUCAAGAAUUACCCCAUCACUUCACCGAUUUCAGCUGAUCAUCUUUUGUUCACUUUCCGGAUGGAUUCCGCAUCUGGCGGCGGCGGAGCCGGAGGAGGAGGACUGGAUGUAAGCGGCGGAGGAGAGGCCGGCCCAUCAUCCGUGACCGGAGGUGGUGGCGGUGGCGUAGAGAGAACUGUUGUAGUAGGAGGAGGAGGAGGAGGGUCAACGGCGGCGCCGCCGCCACCGAGUCGUUACGAGUCACAGAAACGACGGGACUGGAACACUUUUCUACAGUACCUGAAAAACCACAAGCCGCCGCUAACGUUAGCCAGGUGCAGCGGAGCUCACGUGAUCGAGUUUCUGAAGUACUUGGAUCAGUUCGGGAAGACUAAGGUGCACGUGGCGGGUUGCCCCUAUUUCGGGCACCCGAAUCCGCCUGCUCCAUGUCAGUGCCCACUUAAGCAAGCCUGGGGCAGCCUAGAUGCCUUAAUCGGACGGCUCAGAGCCGCCUACGAGGAAAACGGUGGACGGCCCGAAUCCAACCCGUUCGGUGCUCGGGCCGUCAGGAUUUACCUCAGAGAAGUUAGAGAAAGUCAAGCCAAGGCUCGCGGGAUACCGUAUGAGAAGAAGAAACGGAAAAGACCGUCAUCAGCGUCGACAACGACUUCUUCCGCCGCCGCAUCGCUGGCUCCGCCAGAAACUGCUGCCGACGUUGGUGGCGGUGCUGCUGAUGCCGGUGCUAAAACAACCACCGUGGCUGUCACAACAACGACAGUAUAAUAGUAAAUUCUUACUAGUACGUAAUUUCUCAAUUUUUUUCCUUCUUUUUCUUCCUGCCCGACCAUUAUUAUUAUUAUAUCUAGCUUAAAUUAUAAAUAUAUGUAUACUACAAAAAAAUCCUUUAGCAUUCCUUCAAAAACUGUGAUCAUGAGAAUUAAUUUUCUUAUUUCAUGAAGGAACACAUUGGGGUGCAUAUUUUUUUCUUCCUUUCUCGAUUCUUUUUAUAAAUUUUUAAGUUGAUUAGGAUCAUUGAAGUUUCAACGUUUCUUUGAUAUUCUUACAUAUAUAUAUAUAUAAUAAUUCCUUUAAAGCAAACUUUUUCCUUCUUUUGGCUCUAGAGAAAUUUGCGCAUAACCCCUUGAGGCUUUAUCUAUCUUUGUUUAUCUAUAAUAUGUUGUCGUUUUUUUUAACGUUAACCAUUUUGAAGGGAUCAGAAUCAUUCAUUUCAUGCUGAUACGCCACGGAGAUAGUAACUGGCUAACUGUAGCUGCUUUGGAAAUUAAUAAAUAGUUAAGUAUUAAUUAUGUCUUUCGUCCAAAAAAUGCUAUAUCAUUUUUGUGAUGACCCUUUACCAGUAAUUACUAUGUCUGUUCAGGAGUAAAAUUGCAGUGUUUAUAGCUUUCAUCUCCGAUUUAACAUGGGAUUUGAGGAUCCAUCGAUCCCAAUCCACCACACUUUGAUUCAAACAAAGUUUUUAGUGCAUUACUUGAAAUGUAUAUAAACGAGCCACUCACAAGUCACAACCGUACAAUUUCAUAAUUUGAUUCCAUGUAUAUAUAUAUAUGGUUUGAUUAUAGAGAGAAUAUUAUUAGAUCCAGGUACAAGCUAACAACUCCUCUUCAUUUUGAUCAUCAUCAUUGGAUGCAUUCUCUUUUUCCUUUCUUAUAUGUUCUUUUUUACGACUUAUUCGUUGUUUUUUGGGAUCCCACUUUAACUACGUUUGGUCAGUAGUAGGUCUGUCUAUAUAAGCAUUAUAUGAAUUAUGAAGCAUUCCACAUUUGGUGUUGGCUUUUUUUAAAAAGAAAAAGGUGGGAAAAAUUUUGGUCACUUCUUUUUUCUUCAAUCAAAGAGGGGGAGAAGAAUAACUCCAAAUAGCAACAAAAUUAAAAACAAUAUAUAUUGUUGGUUCUGUGAAUCCCUCUACUGGACUUCUUUCUCUGUGUAGAGUACUACAGUUCGUCCUGGUUUAUUUAUCAUCGAUCCAUCUGAUCUGGUCCAGCUUUUCGUAAAUUUGGUUGCCUUUAGGACCAUGCAAAAUCUACAACCUUUUUUUUUUUUUGGAGGGGUACGGUAAUAUGCGCACGUGGGUCUCGCAUUGAUAUAGUACAUUGAUCCACAUCCAUCAUACACAUAUUCGCUGCACCUUUUUUGGUUGUUUUUUUUACUCUUUUUCUGCUACAGCUUCAGGUGUUUUUGGCUUUCUUGUUCUAUACUAUUCUAUUCUUCUG
Oldenlandia corymbosa var. corymbosa is the source of this 2946-nucleotide messenger RNA. Lineage: Eukaryota; Viridiplantae; Streptophyta; Magnoliopsida; Gentianales; Rubiaceae. The record is from the annotation of a GenBank genome assembly.